GCGGUGGGGUAAGUGGCCUACCGAAGUUGUCUAACCCGCCCCUCCCCGCCGAAGUUGCGCCUCCCAUUCAGCGACUUUCCGCCGUGUGUAAUUAUGUGUUGAUGCCGUCCAUCCCAUCUUCUGUCUGCUGAAGCAAAUUCAAACCAACUUUUUAUUUCUAGAGGUACUUUUAAAAUGGCUUACACGACCGCAGGCGGGACCAAGAAGAAGGUCUGCUACUACUACGACGGUGACAUAGGAAAUUAUUACUAUGGACAGGGGCACCCCAUGAAACCACAUCGUAUCCGGAUGACCCACAACUUACUUCUGAACUAUGGACUGUACAGGAAGAUGGAGGUCUAUAGGCCACACAAAGCCACUGCAGACGAGAUGACAAAAUAUCACAGUGAUGACUACAUCAAGUUCCUCCGAUCCAUACGACCAGACAACAUGUCAGAGUUCAGCAAACAGAUGCAGAGGUUCAAUGUUGGGGAGGACUGUCCAGUAUUCGAUGGCUUGUUUGAGUUCUGCCAACUGUCUGCUGGUGGUUCGGCUGCUGGCUCAGUGAAGCUGAACCGACAGCAGACAGACAUUGCAGUGAAUUGGGCAGGAGGACUCCACCAUGCAAAGAAAUCGGAGGCCUCAGGGUUCUGUUACGUCAAUGACAUUGUGCUGGCCAUCCUGGAGCUGCUCAAGUACCACCAGAGGGUGCUGUACAUCGACAUAGACAUCCACCAUGGAGAUGGAGUGGAGGAGGCCUUCUACACAACAGACAGAGUUAUGACUGUGUCCUUCCAUAAAUAUGGGGAGUACUUCCCUGGAACUGGUGACCUUCGGGAUAUUGGAGCUGGAAAAGGCAAAUAUUACGCUGUCAACUUCCCACUGCGGGAUGGCAUAGAUGACGAGUCAUAUGAGCAAAUCUUCAAGCCUGUGAUGGCUAAGGUGAUGGAGAUGUACCAGCCCAGUGCUGUGGUUCUUCAGUGUGGUGCAGACUCUCUCUCAGGAGACCGCCUUGGCUGCUUUAACCUCACCAUCCGAGGGCAUGCCAAAUGUGUGGAAUACAUCAAGUCCUUCAACCUGCCACUGCUCAUGCUGGGUGGAGGAGGAUACACCAUUCGAAAUGUGGCCCGAUGCUGGACCUAUGAGACAGCUGUGGCUCUGGACACUGACAUCCCUGACGAACUGCCAUACAAUGACUACUUUGAGUACUUCGGGCCUGACUUCAAGCUCCACAUCAGCCCCUCCAACAUGACCAACCAGAACUCACAGGAAUAUAUGGACAAAAUCAAUCCGUGCUACAGAUAAGAGAAUAGCCUGUGACGAAGAGUUCUCAGACUCUGAGGAUGAAGGGGAGGGAGGCAGGAGGAACACAGCCAAUCACAAGAAAGGAGCCAAAAGGCCCAGAGUGGACGAGGACAAACAGGAAGGAGAGGAGAAGAAAGCUGAUAUAAAAGAAGAAGAGAAGACAAAAGACAGCAGUGCUGAGAAGACUGACUCAAAGAGUGUGAAAACUGAGCAGACCAGCAGUACCUAAAGUGUUCUUAUCCAAAGAUCUUAACUGGUGCUGUCGAGCCUCAAGGAUCCUGCACUUCCCCAAAACACCAUUAAGAAGCAUUAUAUUUAUUAUGACUCUUUGUUUUCUACUUGUAAAUUGUCUCUUUGUGUUGUGUGUCAGUGGUUAUCCUGAAUUCAGCCCUUGAAUUUUCCAGAUUUGGUGCUUAUUAAACGAUGUGAAUCCAAUGUGCUUAAUCUUCUGAAUCAGCUCUUUUGUCGUUAAACAAGAGUUUAAACCCUUACGUGAACCUGUAAUGAUUUUACAGCUGAAUUUUGAUAUUUUGUGUUUGUUAAUAAAAAAAAAUUUAUACUGUUG
Messenger RNA from Haplochromis burtoni (Burton's mouthbrooder), 1849 nucleotides. Its product is annotated as histone deacetylase 2. The record is from RefSeq and is a predicted model, not a curated record. Lineage: Eukaryota; Metazoa; Chordata; Actinopteri; Cichliformes; Cichlidae. Gene Ontology annotation, molecular function: histone deacetylase activity.